AUGGGCCUCAGCCAGCAUGGCUUCCUCAUCGUGUGCUACACCCUGUCGGUCUUCGUGCUCACCGCCUUCUUCGUCUACGCCCUGGUGUACUCGUACAUCGUCAGACGCAAGAAUGUGUCCGUGGAGAACUUCAUCACAGCCCGCGGACAGCUGUCCACGGCGCGCAUCGCCUUUGGCUUCUACGCCGCCGCGGUGGGGGCCUGGGUGGUGGUGGGCCCGCCCUCCUACUCCCCCUAUGCCGGCGUGAUUGGCUGCGUGAUGUACGCCGUCGCCACCGGCCUGCCCAUCAUCGUCAUCGCCUUUGCGGGCAGCUUGAUCCAGAACAAGGUGCCCCACGUCCUCUCCCUCACCGACUACGUGGGCUGGCGCUUUGGCUACAUCGCCCAGAGCUACAUUGUCUGCUUCGUCUGCUUCAACAUGUCCAUCUCCAUGCUGGCCGAGUACACCACCAUCGGCUCCCUGUUUGGCAGCUACGUGGGGUCGGAGACCUACCCCAUCAUCAUCGUGGUGGGGGUGCUGACCAUGAUCUACACCGACUACGGCGGCCUCCUGGUCUCCCUCAUCACCGAUCAGGUCCAGGGCGGGCUGAGCAUCAUCCUGGUCCUCGUCGUCGCCAUCUACGUGGCGGUGACCUUCCGCUACCCGCUGCCCACCCCCAUGCCCUGCGACCCCGACGACGCCAUGGGCUUCUGCAUCUCCGGCACCAACGCUACGGGCUGGGGCUCCAUCUUCUCCAUGCCCGCCUCCCUCAUGGUCUCCACCGUCUUCUCCGAGGCCAUGUGGCAGCGUGUCUGGGCCUCACACUCCAAGAGGUCGCUUCGCAAGGCCGCCUUCAUCGCCUGCGCGGGCGUCAUCCUGGUCGUCUUCUUCACCGGCUUCCUUGGUCUGCUGGCGGCGUGGUCGGGGCGCAUCACGGCCGACACCAACCCCAACCUGUACCUGUUCGAGGCGCUGCGCGGGGCCAUGAACGAAGCCGGGCUGGUGUCCAACGCCAUGGGCGUGGUGGUGCUCCUGCUCACCAUCACCAUGAACGAGUCGGCGGUGGACUCCAUGCAGAACGGGCUGACGGCGGCCAUCUCCUCCCACUUCCUGCGCGGCCUGCCCCUGUACUGGACGCGCCUGGCCGUGCUCGUCAUCAACAUCCCCAUCAUGGUGGUGGCCACCAAGGGCUACACCGUGCUCCAGCUCUUCCUGCUCACCAACAUGCUCUGCGCCACCACCGCGGGGCCCGUGCUGCUCGGCCUGGUGGAGCGCCUGCACCCCGUGUAUGGCGGCGCCUCCCUCCUCUUCACCUCAAUCUUCACCAUCUUCCUCACCUCCGUCUACGGCAUCAACUUUGCGUGGGUGGACGGUGCGUCGCGCUCCCACAACAUCGCCGAGGGCAUGCACUACACCUGGAUCGGGAACAACUACGACUACCGCUUCUUCCUGGUCGCCAUCGGCGUGUCCAUCGGCAUGGUGGGCGUCACAUCCGCCUUCAACUACCUCUCCCAGACCUACCUGAUCAAGAAGAAGCCGGAGGUGCUGGGCUUCACCGCGCCGGCCACCCACCCCCACAUCCCGCGCUACCAUGAUCGCCUCAUGCAUGCGCCGGUGCAGGCCUCCAGCGGCAGCGAAGGCGGCGUCGACGACAAGAUCGUGGCGGGCGAUGGGCUCAAGGGCGGCACGCCGCACGACGCGCUCACCCGCCUGUCCGCGCAGCUGCCGGAGGCGCUGCUGCACACCGCCGACGAGACCCCAGGCCACCGCCCCGCCUGA
Messenger RNA from Auxenochlorella protothecoides, 1758 nucleotides. RefSeq lists its product as hypothetical. Gene Ontology annotation, cellular component: membrane. The transcript has 3 exons. Gene Ontology annotation, biological process: transmembrane transport. Gene Ontology annotation, molecular function: transmembrane transporter activity. Lineage: Eukaryota; Viridiplantae; Chlorophyta; Trebouxiophyceae; Chlorellales; Chlorellaceae. The record is from RefSeq and is a predicted model, not a curated record. Bases 1 to 1758 code for a protein of 585 amino acids.